Messenger RNA from Sphenostylis stenocarpa, 1083 nucleotides. The record is from the annotation of a GenBank genome assembly. Lineage: Eukaryota; Viridiplantae; Streptophyta; Magnoliopsida; Fabales; Fabaceae.
AUGGCUACAACAUUCUUAGCAUGUGACCCUGCAGAUGACGAUUACAUUGACAUGGAAGUCAACUCAUACUCCAACUUCUUCUGCCAUUCUCAAUCUCAUCCACAGCCUAGAGAAUUUGAGUUCCAAAUGUCCUCCAUUGUUCAAGAGACAGAGCCAACAACCUCCCCAGCUGAUGAGCUUUUCUACAAAGGAAAGCUCCUCCCUCUUCACCUCCCCCCUCGGUUACAAAUGGUCGAAAAACUCCUUGAAAAAUCCACCUCUCCUUUUGACAAAGAAAAUGAUAUCUUUGAGGAGUUCUUUAGCACUCCUCUAGCCACUACCUACACAACACCAAUUGCAGGCACCCCAUUUGAAUCCUGCAACAUCUCUCCAUCUGAUUCUUGCCAAGUUAGUAGAGAACUAAACCCUGAAGAGUAUUACAACCUUGCCUACCCAACAGAUACAAGUGCUGGAUUUGUUGUUGAAAACCAGAAGAAGUCAUGGACAAAGAAACUGAAGCAGUCUUCACUAGGUUCAAAGUUGAAGGCUUCAAGGGCUUAUCUCAAAUCUUGGUUUGGAAAAUCAGGCUGCUCAUAUGAAACCUAUGCAACCUCAACCAAAGUUGCAGAUGAAGGAUCGGUUUCAAAAGCCAGGGAGAUUUUAAAUAAGCAUGUGCAAGUGGCAAAGAAAAACCCAUAUGGCCAAAUUCAUAGGGACAGAUACCAGUCCUCGAAUUCUGUCAUGAGAAGCUACAAAGAAAAGACAAGUGAGGAUGGCAGUAACCAGCACAGAAGGUCAUUCUCGGUCGGUAUUAAAAUGCUUUCAGGGAACAAGUCAUCAUCAUCUUCAUCACUGUCUGGCUCAACUUCAUUUUCAUUUUCAAACAAAUCAUAUGGUUCCCAAGCGCGCCAGCUACUGAAAAGGUGCAGCAGUGCAAAUUCAGAGAUAGAAAAUUCAAUCCAGGGAGCAAUUGCACACUGCAAGAAGUCUCAGCAAGUGCUCUCUUCAAAGAAGACUGCAAGCGAAGUAGGACUCUACUCAAUAUCUGCGACUAGAACCUCAGUUUGUGAGGAUCAUGAGAGGGUAGAGCUUUGGAGGGGCUGA